AGCACGGGCAGCCAGUGCCAGAGCCAAACCGUGCUGGGGCAGCCAGCGCCAGGGGCAGGCUUUGGAUGAUGAUGGCGCCCCCCGCCGCACCGAUACCUAGCCGAUAGUGCCCCCGCCCGAGACGACUCCAAGAGCCGCACCGCUGCUGCCCAGCCGAUCGUGCCCUCGACGACUCCAAGCAGAGACAGCCGCAGGGCAGCCGCGACGAUGUCCGACGGCAGCCGCAGCCCCAGCCCGACGCGCAAGGCCACGCGCAAGAAGGAGUGGCGCGAAGAGGCCUGGCGCAAGGGCCGCGUCACCGUCGAAGUGCUAGGCGCAAGAAAUCUACCCGCCGACGAGGACGUCGCCGACCCGUUCGUGGCUUUGCGAUUGGUGGACGUGGCCGAACGAAACCCGUUGCCCUUCCCCUUCGAUAGAUGUGUGAAAACAUCAGUAGUCAAGGGCACUCUGGAACCGGAAUGGAACGAUGAACGAUUCCAUUUUGAUGAUGUGGGGCCAGCUCUACCCUACGUCCGUAUCCAAGUCAUGGACUACAACGGCCCGAUCCACAGACCUCGACUGCUCGGCGAGGUCGACGUCUCGCUCGAAGCGCUGCAGAGAUUGGGCGGCGCGCACGGUAGUGUAGCGGCUCAAUGGUAUCCCAUCAAAAGUAGGGAUAGGGAACCGGCCGGCGAGGUCGAGCUCAAGGUCGACUUGCUACCUUCUUCCGACAUCGAUGAAAAACAACUAGCCAUCAAAGACGCUGCUGAAUCGCGGUGGUUCCCUGAUGUGAUUGCGGACGAUGUGGUAGAUUUAACGGAGGGCGCACCGAACUGUUUGAAAGUGGCGGUGAUUCGCGCGAAAGAUCUGCGGGCCGUCGACGACGGUACGAUCGGUCGCAAGCAGUCGAAUCCUCUGGUGGUCGUUGAUGUGAUCGCUCCUGGCCAGCUAUGUGACGAGGUCGAGACAACAACAAUAGAAGAUGACCUGGAUCCCGUCUGGUGCCAAUCUCUCAAUGCACCAUUACCUGAGAGUAUCGAUGUGCGUACGCUAGCUCUUAGAGUGAGAGUCUUGGAUUACGAUGAGGACCGCAUCACGAAACGUAGAUUGAUGGGUCAAACGGCCUUUAGACUAGACAGACUACCGAAGCAACUCGAGGAGGACGGUUCUUCAGUAGCAAAGUGGUACGCGCUGGGGCCGGGGCCCGACGACAUCGACGACGACGACCGGGGCGAGAUCCUACUCGCUUGUAGAUUGGUACAUGAGCCGUCGUUCAUCAAAGUCGGGGAGUCGGCCUUCUUCUCCGAGGAAGCCAUUGAUGAAGAGAUGCUUCAAACGCCAAACGAGGUGCGAGUGGCCGUGUUGAGAUGCGAAAACUUACGACCCAAAAUUUCAGCGGCGUGGCGCCAGCUGCAACGCACGGUCCCGCAAGCGAACCCCUACGUGUCUGUAAGUGUCGAGCCAGGCGACGGCUUCGUGCAACGCACGCGCACGAAAUUUGCUGAAUUGAAUCCCAUUUACAACGAAGCGUUCGCGUUUGAAAUUGACGGUGCGACAGUCGCGGAGGCCGAGGAUCAUGCGAAUACGGUCGUGGUGGCUUCUUGCUACGCGCGGGACGGCGUGGAUGGUGAUGAUGCGUUCAUAGGGCGGGCCCUGAUGCCUUUAGGUGCAUUAGCUCGAGAGCCGGGGCAAGUCGGCCGGGCCUGGGUGCCCCUGUUGGAUGAGUCUGACAAUAUUGUUGGGAGGUGCCUCAUGGAGGCCCAGUGCGUGUAUGAUGCCUCACAUGUGUUUGUACCGUUUGACGUGUCUGGGGAUAGAGAUCUGGGGCCGUUUCCUCCCAAUCAAUUAUCCGUCGCUGUUUUUCGCGCUAGAGGAGUACCACCGCCCCCACCAAAGUCCUACGACCGCUUGGCACCAGCAACAGAUGUAUCGAUAGAGCUCAUCAUUCCUGGCGGCGAACCGCUCCGGAUCGGGUCGCGACAAAGAACGGGCGCUCCCUUAUGGCGCGCCGUCAAGACCGUUGAGUUAUCUGCACCGACCGAGUACGACGGCGAGAACCCGCAGAACAACUGGGAGACGCUGCAAGACUAUGAAAUUGAAGUCGUGUUACGAGAUAAUGAUGUUUUGGGGCGGGGCGCCGUGCCAUUGGCGAAUCUCUGUGAUUCUAGACCCAGACGAACCUUCCAAGGCUGGGUGGCGUUGCGGGCGCCUCCGAACUCCGAAGCCGAGAACCACCUAGAUAAGUGGCGGUGCGGUGUUUUCGUCGCGCUCCACUGGUCCCAUAAUCCCGUGUUGCAUUACGAGCCCUUCUCGCUCUCAAAGAGUGAGAACACGAAGCAGUACCCGAACGAGCUGUGUAUAGCUGUCGUGCGCGCGAGAGGUUUACACGCGCCCGACGGUGAAAGUAACGCUUCUGUGUUACUAGCGGUACCAACCGCCGAUGGGGAAGACAUAGAACACGAGGUCGAGACGAAAGCAAGAGCCGGUAGCGAGCCGGCCUGGAAGGAGGCCUUCUUUCUGGGAUUGGAGGACCCCUUUCUGCGGAAGCACCCUCCAGUGGUUCAGCUCGGGGUCCGUUCGCGAGGCAUGUCCCUUGGACGGGGUGACCUACCGCUACGACUGGGAUUGGACCGCAGGGUGCACACGGAGUGGGUCUCGUUGCAGGACGAAGGGUACGCGGAGGAGUUUGCGGGUGGUGCGGUCGAGGUGCGGUUUAUGCUGCGGUACAACGAGGAGCUAGAUCGCUUCUUCGACCCCCACUCCAAAGAUCGAUUGGCAGCCGCGCAAGCCGCGAAGAACGCGCAACAAUAUUUGAUGCAGCUGGCCGAGGAUCGAGAUAGGAGGAUGAGGAUCGCCGAGGCAUUGGCGCGCGACGCGCGCAUGGCGGCGGCGGCUGCCGAGAGGGCUCGGGUGUAUCUCGAGGAAUUGGUUGAGAAGCGGAAGGAGACGCUACCUGAGAUUCUGAAGGAAAGUGAGGCCGACGACGGUUUGGAGCGGCGUCUUUUUUUUUUGCGACUCGUCCCUGUGGCUGCGUCUGCUCGAUGGCGUGGGAUUGCGAGAGUAUACGCACGCGGUGACGCCAUCGCCGCGGCGCCGCGCCGGCGACGACGCUAUAUCACGCAGGCAUCUACCGCGAGUGCGCCGCGGGCCUCGCGGACCAGGUCCGAAAUUACUUGGAGAAGGCGGAGCGCGAAGGGAGACUCCGGCAGGCCCUGAACGAGCGCGGGUCUUCAAGAGGCCGCGGAUUGCUCCAUGUCGCCGCGCUGAACAAUCAGCUCGAGUGCUUGGAUGUCUUGUUGCACGACUUUGGGGCGCCGUGCAACCCGCGCUCGUUAUUGGGGAGGGACACGCCGCUGCAUUUGGCCGCACAACAAGGUCAUAGGAAGGCGUGUUUCCUGUUGUGCCAGGCCGGUCCGUAGAACCGCGUCCGUUUAGGCCACCUCCACGCCAUCGCCGCGUCUCCACGCCAUCGUCUCCACGCCGCGUCUCAUCCUCCACACACAGGCGCGGACGCGACGAUCCAGAACAAAUUUGGGGCCACACCUUUACAUUAUACUACGAAACGAUCUAUCUGUAGAAUGCUCCUAAGGCACGGCGCCAAUAUCUUAGUAAGAGAUUGCAACGGGAGGACGGUUUUGGAAGCAGCGGAGGCCAAUAACGCCCCGGAGGAGACGCUCAAGGAGAUCCACAGUGUCAAGAUGGACCAGGAACGAGAACGGUACGCGGCGAACAUGGAGCUGGACCAAAAAAGAAGAGACCUAUUCAACGCCAACAUGGCGGCUCGGGAAGAACGAGCGACGAGGGCGAAGCGCGAAGCUGCCAUCAAAGCGCAGCGCGACGACUACAUGAACUGGAAACAUGGUCGCAUCACGGGCAACCAGGUCCUGGCGGAGCGACUCCAGCGCCAGCAGACGGAGGAGCGGUGGGCGCGGAUGACGAAGGUUAAAGAAAUUGAUCCGGAGCAGGAGCGGAGAAUCGAAGCGUCGCGAAGCAUGUCCUCUGUAUCUGGUGGCGGUUUCGCCAAGGGCAUGCGAAUGUUCACGAAGGGCGCCUGGAGCGGCAACGACGACGAGGCGCAGCGCGGCCGGAAGCGCAUGGGCGAGGGCGGUGCUAGUGGUACGGUCGGGGCGCUCGCGGCGCGGAAGCUUGGGUCUAAGUUCUAGUUAUGUGUA
Messenger RNA from Pelagomonas calceolata, 4151 nucleotides. Lineage: Eukaryota; Pelagophyceae; Pelagomonadales; Pelagomonadaceae. The record is from the annotation of a GenBank genome assembly.